AGCGGUAACCCUUACUGGAGUUUUACUCUUUUGAGUAACAUUUAGCCCUUUCACGGAAGGGUUUCUCAUUGUUCCAACCCUCCCGGGCCAGUUUUUUGUUCUUUGAGGUUAGUUCGCACCACAGAAGACCACGCGUCACAAUCUCCUUGCUCCGUCACUUUGGGGCUACUGAACUCUGUUUUCCUGCGAUAUUGUGGGAUCUGUAGUGCUACUGAAAAUGGCUGACAACAUUCGGGCAGGCUAGCUGGCAAGAAAAAAACUAAAACCCAUAGGGGCGAGUAUGCCAUUCUGGUGGGCAUCAACCCUAAAUUCGUGGCCCUUUUGCGAGUUUAGGGUUGAUGCCAUCCAGAAUGCCAUGCCAGGCCCAUAAGGGUUUUAUUGUUUCUGCCCUCUGCCCAAGAUGAAGGAGAUUGUUACACGUGGUUCGCUGUGGAGAGAACUAACCUCGAAGAAAAAAAAACUGUCCCUGGGGGGUUUGAUCGGCGAGAAACCCUUCCGUAAUAGGGGCUAAACGUGAUCCCAAAGAGUAAAACGCUAAUUUCAGCACAACUUCCUCGUCUAACAAAUCUAUCUCCGAAAUCCCGAGUGGCUCCCACCGCCGUGGCUCGCGCUCAUCGUCGUCUCUGGGCGCUUCGCCCACGCGCACAGCUCUUCAACGACCCACUCUUGCGCGCUUCAUUCAUCGUUGGACCAUCGGAGCCGCGUCAGCCGCUCCCCCCGUGCUCGCGCCUACGCUCGCUGCGGCUUCGCGUGUUCUGUCGUCGCGUUCUUGGUUCGCCACUUUCGGCGCAAACCGGGCCUGACAAUUCCUUAUCUCAUACCAAGACCCCUCAAAUGUAGUUGCUGGCUUAAAAACGUUCCGGUCUCGCCGUUUCAAGCGUUCUAUGCCUCUCAUGCCCACCCAUGGCCGAGCCCCGCCCGUCAACCCACCCGCCUGAGGCCGGUCUAUCAGCGGACCCGCCCAGCUCGCAGCUAGACCACUCCUCUCACCCGCACAAUGGCCGGCCAUCGCCUUCGAAAGAAGCACCACUUCCAAGCUUCACUGUCGUCAACGUGUUCCUAUAUGACAGUCGUGCCAGGCGCCGCCCCUCGUGCAGCGAGCUGCAGUGCAGCAAGGUGCAGGUGGUGCGGUGGAGGGGAGGGGAGGGGCGGAGGGGGUGGGAGGCGGAAGGGGAAGAGGGCGAGGGGGAAGGGACGGGUGAGGGAGGGGAUGGUGGGGAGGCAAGGGCGGAAAGGAGGGAGGGAAGGAGGCGCUCCAUAGGGAGUGCUGAGGCAGCAGUGCGCACAGGCACAGACACAGGCGUCAUGGAGGAGGAUGGGGGGUGUGAACGGCCAGCGGAUGUGGCGUUGGGAGUGGGUGUGGGGCUCGCAGGAGCCAUGGCUGCUCUUGGCUUGCCAACCCAAUUCACUGGAGGUGUCCGAAACGAGCAAGCAGCGCAAGAGAUGCCGCGUGGUGGGGCGCGUGGAGGGAGGAAGAAGAGGCGAGGGAGAGGGAAGGGACCUGCACAGGCCGCAACGGAGACGGCCGCAACGGAGACGGCUGCAGAAAGAGGGGUGGAGGCUGACGCAGAGGCAGCAACAGAAGGGGUUGCGGCAGAGGUAACUGCAGAGGGCGUUGUAGAGGUAGCAGCACUGGUUGCUGCUGAUGCAUCCCUAGGGACUGUGACAGGGAACGCAGCAGAGGGUGUAGCAGAGGCCACAAGGCAGACUGCUGAUGAUGCAGAUUUAGGGGCUGCUGCAGAGGGAGUAGCAGAGGGUGUUAUGGAGGCAGCAAGGCAGGCUGCUGCUGAUGCGGAAGCAGGGGCUCAGGCAGGAACAGUAGCCGAGGGUGCUGCUGCAGAGGCGGCAGCGGGGAUGAGCAGGGGGGGAGGGGGAAACGGUGGGGGAGGAGAUUUCAGUGCAACGGAAGAGGUGAGGGGUGAGAGACGGGUUGGUGAAAGAGGAGGCGAGGAGCUGCAGAGCAAACGUGGAACAGAAGAACGGGGAGCCGGGGAAACAGCUCUAGGGGUGGGCACUACAGCAACAGAAGCGUGUUCUGAGGCGCUUCAAAGCACAGGAGGGCACGGAGUAGUGGCAACAGGUGUGGCCGGGGCACAAUUGGCCAAUGCGGGAGAGCACAGUGCAGGAGAGCUGAGUGCAGGCGAAGCAGGAAACGGGUAUGAUGCCUCUUUUGUUGUAGCAGAGGAGGGCCCAUGGCAGGCGGUGUGGGACGCGCACUCCCACUGCGUCUACUUCUGCAAUGCAGCGGCUGCCAUCACCCAGUGGCACCCGCCCGAGCAGGGCCAGGGUCACGGGCUCGCGUGCUGGGUGGGAUGGGCGCCCGAACAGGCUGAAACUGGGGACGGUGUACUUCAUCAGGCUGUAGCUGAGGAAGCUGCAGCCGAUCAGGUACUAACGGCGCCGGUUGUAGCAGAGGCGGCUGAAGCGCAUGAGGCUGUAGCAGCUGGUUAUGGGAAGUACUGGCAGCAGCGGUACGGGCUGUUCUCACGGUUUGAUGAGGGCGUGCAGCUGGAUGCUGACGCGUGGCCCCUUGUCACCCCUGAGGCCAUCGCCGCCCACCACGCUGCCAUGUGCGCUGCUGCCACGUCAGCAUAUGGUGCAGGGGAUGGUGCUGCCACGUGUGCAGGAGUUGGUGCUGCCACGUCAGGGACUGGUGCAGAGGUCGUAGAGGGGAUGGGAGGGAGUGUGGCAGAGCUGGCAGACGAGCAGCAGCAGGAUGGUGGGAAGCACGAGGCCAAGGGGGAUGAUUAUGCUGAGGCUAAGGAGGAGGGUGAAGCGGCGGUGAGCAUCCAAGGAGGAGGCAGCGGACUGUUAAUAGGAGAGGAGAAGUAUUUGGGUGGAGCAGGUGCGGUGGUGGAUGCGUUUUGUGGGGUGGGUGGCAACACGAUUCACCUGGCCGAGCUUUGCCCCCACGUGUUGGCCGUAGACAUGAGCCUCCCUCGCCUAGCCAUGCUCCACCACAACCUCUCCCUCUACGGCCCCCAUCUGCCCCAUCGAGUGGACGCGCUUUGUGCCGACUUCCUCACCAUUGCACCGCGGCUUAAGGCUGAUGUGGUCUUCCUGUCUCCCCCAUGGGGUGGCCCGGAGUAUCUGGACCAAUCAGAGUACGACAUCUGGACCAUGCUGCAACCAGUCAGCGUUUCUGCCCUGCUGCAGCUGUCGCUGAGAAUCGCCCCUUCAGUGGCCAUCUACUUGCCUCGCAACACACCCAUUCGCCACCUGGAGCAACUCGCCCGCUCAACCACGCCUCCAUGCCCCUGCCUGGUUGAGAGGAAUUACUUGAAUGGCAAAUUUAAAGCCAUUACGGUUUACUUUGGUCCUGUUGCUCUGGUUCCUAGUUGUCACAAUUGCCAUGCUCCUAGUGGGGGGAUUUUAUGUUGAGUUUGUUUUGAAUCUUCACCUACAAUGUGUGGGGGGAUUUACGUGUGAAACAUAACUUAGUAUGUUCCUGUAGACUAUACAGGUUUGUGCCUUAGAGGGUACAACACACUAGCCUAUAUUUCCUUGUACCCUCCUAUUCUAGUCAUU
This is a messenger RNA of Closterium sp. NIES-67, 3528 nucleotides long. Lineage: Eukaryota; Viridiplantae; Streptophyta; Zygnematophyceae; Desmidiales; Closteriaceae. The record is from the annotation of a GenBank genome assembly.